Prunus armeniaca (apricot) is the source of this 990-nucleotide messenger RNA. The record is from the annotation of a GenBank genome assembly. Lineage: Eukaryota; Viridiplantae; Streptophyta; Magnoliopsida; Rosales; Rosaceae.
AUGAGGCAGAGAGACUUGCUGGAAUUUAGAACACCCCAACACCCAUCAUCAUUGGGGUUGGCCGCAAACAACUGGGGUGGUGCUUCUCCCUUGUUAGCAAGAAACAUACCAAAAGAGUCACUUGAACAGAAGUAUCUGAGGCUCAACACAAUUCGAACACGCGACGAGAUCUUCCCAGCUGAUGAUGAGUUCAACAACCUGCCUAAGUCUCCUGCAUCUAAACAACAAUGUCCUCCAACGCCGAGCGGGAGCAGAAAACAAUUUAUCUUGAAGCUUUUGUUCACACCAAAGAGGAAGACUGCUGCUGCUACUACUACUACUACACUGGGUUCAAAUUCAAAGAAGUCAUGGUUCCCAAGAUUGGAUCCUCAAAAAAGGUGGCCUCAAGCCCAGCUGAUCAAGCAAAUUACAGAGGCUGCUAAAGAAUUUGGACUUUUCCAGCUGAUUAAUCAUGGGGUUCCAGACAAUUUGCUGCAAAUAGAGGUGUUUGGAAGUUACUCUGUGGAGGUGAGGAAGUUGAGUUUGUGUCUUCUGGAUCUUAUCUGUGAAGGGUUAGGCCUCAAAUCUAGAUUUUUUGAGGACCCAAGCUUAACCUUGGGAUUGCCCAAACACAGUGAUGUGAACCUCAUAACUCUUCUUCUCCAAGAACAAGUUCGUGGGCUUCAAGUCUUGAAAGAUGAGCAAUGGCUUGCUGUUGAGCCUGUCCCCAAUGCAUUUGUGGUUAAUAUAGGUCACAUGUUACAGAUUAUCAGCAAUGGGAAACUGAGCAGUGCAGACCACAGAGUUGUGACAAACAACAAGGUUUCAAGGACCACAGUCACCAGCUUCAUCCAUCCUUCUAGCACCUGCCAUAUUGAGCCUGCAAAAGCCCUAGUUAUGGACUUCAAUCCACUCUACAAAGCUUUUAUAUACAAAGAUUUUGUUAGUACCUAUAUAACAGAUACUCAAGAGAGAGUAUCGCCACUUGAGCGAUAUAAGUUCCAAAUUUAA